Messenger RNA from Neurospora tetraspora, 410 nucleotides. RefSeq lists its product as uncharacterized. The transcript is spliced from 2 exons. The coding region runs from base 18 to 278 and encodes 86 amino acids. NCBI's taxonomy places the organism in Eukaryota, Fungi, Ascomycota, Sordariomycetes, Sordariales, Sordariaceae. The record is from RefSeq and is a predicted model, not a curated record.
GUCGUCGUAGACCUCGAAUGGCAAUAUUAAUCGGUACGCCUUGCGGUAGGCUGCUGGUCUUGGUAAUAUCGGGAAACGGUGGAGUGUCUGGGGCAGGUUUGCGGUGGCGCUGUUGUCGAUGCGGAAGCGAAGACUCGUCAGUUGGGAGAGAUAUCAUAUCCGAGCGUGGAAAGUCGGGUGUUGUGUCGUCGUUGUUGGUUGUGCGGAACUUCGAAAAACUCUGUUGCAAUGUCGUUCUUUCUUUCGAUGUCUGGUGGUGGAGGAAAUUCUCCAGGUAGGCACGACCCGAAGGGAGGUGCAAUGGUCAGAGUGGAUGCAUGCACUGGAUUAGAUGCCGCGUUAUCCUAGCUACUUGCAUCUCGGGUCUUGGCGCAUUUCCCACGCCGACUCGAAUCUCUCCCACCAUCACG